AUGACAAUACGACCACUGAAACGCCCGAAACCACGCCGUCGGCAGUCGAAGCAAGCUAAGGCGCGACAGUUAACAACCCAACAGUUGAUGAGACAGCAGCAGGAGUUACUGGAGAAGUAUGAGCAACGGUUGAAACAACUGCAGCCGAUGGAAUCAUCGGAGGAUGAGACAUCAUUUACGAUCGCAGGCAAAGGAGCUGAGCGACCUGGGAUAGGAUAUCAGUCUCCAAUCGUACUUUCGGAGCCUCUCCGAAGGAAAUACAGCACCUUCCAGAGUUUUUCCUGGACAGCAACGAGCAGCACGAAUUAA
This is a messenger RNA of Sphaeroforma arctica JP610, 309 nucleotides long. RefSeq lists its product as hypothetical. The record is from RefSeq and is a predicted model, not a curated record. The coding region runs from base 1 to 309 and encodes 102 amino acids. Lineage: Eukaryota; Ichthyosporea; Ichthyophonida. The transcript has a single exon.